This is a messenger RNA of Oryza sativa Japonica Group (Japanese rice), 3864 nucleotides long. Its product is annotated as putative disease resistance protein RGA1. Gene Ontology annotation, molecular function: DNA binding; ADP binding. Gene Ontology annotation, biological process: defense response to other organism. Lineage: Eukaryota; Viridiplantae; Streptophyta; Magnoliopsida; Poales; Poaceae. The record is from RefSeq and is a predicted model, not a curated record.
UUGCUACUAGUCUGCUAGCUACUCGCACAGUAAUCUGUCCUCUCCUUGUACUUAAUUCCUCGCACAGUAAUCUGUCUUCCACUUCACCUGCUAGUCCGCUUUCCCCAUCCUCUUGUCGUGCUCACACGGUCACGCCAUCGGCGAUCGCCGAUCGAGGAACUGCCUCUGUUCUGCCGGCUGCCGCGUCUGAUGGAGGAGGUGGAAGCCGGUUUGCUGGAGGGCGGGAUCGGGUGGCUGGCGGAGACCAUCCUGGAGAACCUGGACGCCGACAAGCUGGAUGACUGGAUUCGCCAGGUUGGGCUCGCCGAUGACACGAAGAAGCUCAGGUCUGAGAUCGAGAGGGUGGAUGGGGUGGUGGCUGCCGUGAAGGGGAGGGCGAUCUGGAACAGGUCGCUGGCCCGAUCGCUCCGUCGUCUCAGGGAGCUGCUCUACGACGCCGACGACGCGAUCGACGAGAUCGACUACCACAGGCUCCAGCAUCAGGUCCAACGAGGAGAUGCAUGGCACGGCGACCCUGAUGAAAGCGCGGAUGGGCAUGGAGCAGAGCAAACAGGGAGACCUCGGAGGGGCAAGGUUGGUGAAGCGAGCGGCAGCGGUGGCAAAAGACGGUCCGGGAUAUGGCAGCACUUUGAGAGCGUGGAAAAUAAUGCGAAAGCCAGGUGUGUCGACUGUGGCACGGUGGUCAAAUGCGGCUCCGACAAUGGGACUUCGGUUUUGCACAAUCACCGCAAAAGUGGCAAAUGUAAAAGGACACGUGGAGCAACUGAUCAACCGCCAAACCCUCCGAGGUGUGCCAGCGAGGGCGGAGCAAAUUCAUUUGCAGCUGGUAAUUCAGUCGGCAGAAAAAGGAUGAGAACCGAGGGUGCAUCAGCAGACAACGUGGCUGCUAGUAUGCACCCUUGGAACAAGACUGAACUUUCCAACACGAUCCAACAAAUGACUCAUCAGUUACAAGAGGCCAUGAAUGAGGUUAUGAAGCUACGUGGAUCGGACAAUUUUGUGAGUUCAAACUUCCAUCAUAAUACAACUUCUGAUUCACGCCUAAAAACAUCGAGCCUUCUCCAAAGGAAAAUGUACGGUAGAGUUGAUGAGAAGAACUCCAUCAUAAAGAUGAUAACAGAAGCCAAAUCUGAUGGUGUAACUGUUAUCCCUAUUGUUGGGAUUGGAGGUAUUGGCAAGACGGCUCUCGCUCAAUUCGUAUACAAUGAUCCAGAUGUGAAAAGUUUAUUUGAGGACAAAAUGAUCUGGGUGUGGCUGUCUAACAACUUUGACGAAGAGCAACUAACGAGAGAGAUGCUAGAUGUUGUCUGUCAAAAAAAACAGGAAGGAUCAUGCAACUUUUCUAAGCUUCAAGAGAUCUUGAAAAGCCAUAUGAAACCAACGAGGUAUCUACUUGUAUUAGAUGAUGUCUGGGAUGAUAUGAAUAAUUACCGAUUGAACAAAUUGUUGGCUCCUUUCAAUUCUAACAAUGCAGAGGGAAAUGUGAUUAUUAUGACAACUAGAAUAUGGUCUGUUGCAAAAAGGAUUGGCACUGUUAAACCAAUUGAGUUAGGUGCUUUGGAAAAGGAAGACUCCUGGAUGUUAUUCAAACAAUGUGCAUUUGGUGAUGAGAACCACGAACUAUGUGGAAGUCUAAGCAUCAUGGGGCAGAAAAUAGAAGAUAAAUUAGAUGGGAACCCCUUAGAAGCAGAAAAUAUUGGAGAACUAUUACGUGAGCAUCACACAGUUGAGCAUUGGAAUAAUAUUCUCAAGACCGAAGACUGGAAAUCCAUGCAGCUCAGUGGAGGCAUCAUGCCAAGUUUGAAGCGUAGCUAUGAUAUGCUUCCCUACCAGUUAAAGCAAUGUUUCUUGUAUUGUUCUCUUUUCCCCAAGGGUUACUCUUUCAGUAAAGAACAACUGAUACAAAUAUGGAUUGCUCAAGGAUUUGUAGAAAAAUCCAGUGAGAGGUUGGAGCAGAAAGGUAGGAAAUAUCUAGCUGAGUUGGUGGACUCUGGUUUCUAUCAGCAUGUUGAAAGAACAUCAGAACAUUUUGUUAUGCACGAUCUUAUGCAUGAUUUAGCAAAAUUGGUUUCACAAUCAGAAUUUGCAACCAUAGAUGGGUCAGAGUGCGAAGAGCUACCAUCAACUAUUCGUCAUGUGUCAAUAUUGACCGAUUCUGCAUACAACAAGUAUGAAGAUGGAGAUUUUUCUCGUAAUGAGGAGUUUGAGAGAAGGUUGCUGAAAGUUAGAUCAAGAAGUAAGUUGAAGACCUUGGUAUUUAUUGGGGAAUAUGACUCUCAUUUUCUCAAAUCCUUCCAAGAUGCUUUCAAGGAGGCAAAACACUUGCGGCUGCUGCAGAUCACUUCAAUGUAUGCUGAUUUUGAUUAUUUUAUUUCCAGUUUGGUAUACUGUACACAUCUCCGUUAUCUGGGACUUGAGAACGAGACCCAGCGAACUUUGCCCCAAGCUCUAAGCAAGUGUUACCAUCUUCAAGUACUACAUAUUGGCUCAUGUGGAACUCCCAAUAUACCUGAAGAAAUAAAUAAUCUUGUCAGCCUUCAGCAUCUUGUUGCACAAAAGGGAGUUUGGUCUUCUAUUGCUAACAUUGGUGAAAUGACCUCACUUCAGGAAUUAACAAAUUUCAAGGUUGAGAAUUCUAUUGGCUUUGAGAUAACACAACUUCAACGCAUGAGCGAGCUUGUAGAACUGGGUGUGUCUCGACUUGAAAACGUUACAACUAAGCAGGAAGCCAGUGGCGCAAGCCUGAAAGACAAACAUCACUUGGAGAGACUACAUUUGUUCUGGAAGGGUGUACGGAAUGGAUAUGACAGUGACGGGAACUACAAUGAAUACGACAGUGAUUUGAGCUAUAGUGACAGUGAUAUGAACUCUGAAAAUGAAUGCGAUGGUAACAUGAUACCCGAACCUUCUAUGCACUCAGAAACAGAAGAGGAGAGACUGCAAACGACUGAUAGCAAUGAUGUCCCUAGUUUAGAUCAUAUUCCAGACACAGCAAGUGAGGUGCUUGAAGGUCUUGAACCACAUCGCAACCUCAAGUAUCUAUGGAUAUCUUGGUACAAUGGAGCUAAAGCACCAACUUGGCUUGCCACUUCACUUACCCAUCUGCAAACACUCCGUCUAGAAAAUUGUGGAGAAUGGCAAAGACUUUCUUUAGAAAGGCUAUCACUACUUAGAAAGCUUGUGUUGAUCAAGAUGAAGAAUGCAUCGGUACUCUCAAUUCGUUCACCGGAGGAGAUUAUUCUAAUUGGAAUGCAAAAGCUUCACACUGUCACUUUUGGAGAGAAGAUAGAAAUUGGGGAUUUCAACUAUUGCAAUUGACUUAGCUCAAAGAGCAUAUAAAUAUGUACAAGAGAAGUAGAAAUGUCUAUAAUACCCUCAAUACUCUUAACACCCCCACUCAAAUGCAAUGUGUAUGCAAUAACAUUGCAUUUGAAAGGUAAACUAAACACUAGAACACAAUCCAAAUAUUAGCCUAUCUCCAAAGCCUUGAUGAUGUCGUCGAAGUGUGCCAAUUCUAGGAUGAUGAAGAAGAAAAGAUGUAUCCCCUUCUCAAUGAACUGGACCUUGGAGCCUUCACAAACUGUUCUUCGGCUCUUCAUUGAUUCGGAGAUGUUGAUGAUGAUGAUGAUGACAAUGGACCUUCACAAACUGUUCUUCGGUCCUUUGACUGAUGAUGAGACAUUGAUGUUGAUGAAGGUCCUUCACAAACUGUUCUUCGGACCUUCACUGAGUGAUGAUGAUCAUGUUGACAAGCUCCGACAUGGAGAUGAUGAAGUGACAAUGAAGGCCAGCUCCGACGGGGAACUGGUGAUGAUUAAAGCCAACUCUGACAGCGAGUUGGUGAUGUAGAAAAGACGAUGAAGA